This is a messenger RNA of Momordica charantia (bitter melon), 443 nucleotides long. RefSeq lists its product as uncharacterized. The record is from RefSeq and is a predicted model, not a curated record. NCBI's taxonomy places the organism in Eukaryota, Viridiplantae, Streptophyta, Magnoliopsida, Cucurbitales, Cucurbitaceae.
AUCUUUAUCUCCAAUUGUUAUCCUAUUUGAAAGGGAAACUCAAAAAGGAACUUUAGGCUUAAAAAAUGGAUGGAUUGCAGCAAUUGGGGAUUCCAGUUUUGGGCAUUGUUGCAGCUGCAGCCAUCACCUUCUAUGCCGUAAGCUUUGCAGAGCUUCGAGAGAAAUCAUUCAAAGAUUUAGAUGAAUCAGAAGAUGAAAAUGGAGGGUUUAAGAUGACUUCAAGCUCUAGAGAAAGGCGAGCAAGGAGGAAAGCUGAAAAGGAAGCUAAAAGAUAGAAAUAAUUUCUCUCAAUUCAUAGGUUUUUUUUUUUUAGCUUGAAUUUUACCUAAUGCAUACUAAGUUACAUGUGGAACAUAAUAUGGAAGUACUCAUUUGAUAAUUAUGUACUGAAUUAUUGCUUGUUUCAUAGUAUAUAUGCCUUAUUCGUUUAGCUCUAGUAGCAA